Molecule: messenger RNA, 3606 nt
Organism: Carica papaya (papaya)
Lineage: Eukaryota; Viridiplantae; Streptophyta; Magnoliopsida; Brassicales; Caricaceae
Source: RefSeq, a predicted model, not a curated record
AUCUUUUUUCUCAUAAUUCUGUUAUAGAAUUCUCUAUAAAUAAGUAUGUUAUUCUGCUUGAAUAAUCAAGGAAGAAGAAAGUUUUUUUUUUCCUUUCAUUUUUUUUAGGUUUAUCUUCAUGGUAUCAGAGCAGCUAUUCUGAUCCUUGCCCAUUGUUUUCGGGUUAGCCAGAAUCGCAAAUGGCUUCCGGUGGAACGUCAUCUUCUCCACCCGAGGUCUCUUCAGGGCCUUUCUUUCCUUCAUCACUCAACCAAGGCCUGGUUGAUCAGUCUUCAUCUCUAAUUACAGGUCACAAACUAAAAGGAAACAAUUAUUUGCAGUGGUCAUCUUCAGUAUUGCUUUUCAUCCGGGGCGAAGGCCGUGAGGAGUAUCUCACCGGUGAAGCAACGCCGCUCCCGACAACCAACCCCAAUGCGCGAACAUGGAAGAUGGAGAACAACCUCGUGAUGUCGUGAGUUUUACUCAACAAAGGAGAAUACUUCAACCAUUUUUGAGAUUGAGUCCGCCCUCCAUAAUCUCUGACAAGGUGAGUAUACUGUGACUCAAUACUAUAACAUCCUAACUCGCAGUUGACAACAACUUGAUAUGUUUGAGGAGCAUCGAUGGAAUUGUGCGGACGAUGCAAAAGCUUUUCAAGUAAUUACAUAACGCAAACGAAUUUUCAAGUUCUUGUUGGGUUUGAACUCUUAUCUCGAUGACGUGCGCGACCAAAUACUGGGCUUGAAGCCGCUGCCCAAUAUUCGUGAAGUUUUUUUUGAGGUCCGACGAGAGGAGAGUUGGAAGAAAGUCAUGAUGGGAGAAGGACAGACCGCGACAACUGCAGCCAAGAACGCGUAUACCCUCACGACGCAUCUGGACAGUCGAGGCAAGAAAGGUCGGCCCUUAUGUGAUUAUUGUAAGAAGCCCGGCCGUGUGCGCAAUCGGUGUUGGAAACUCCAUGGAAAGCCGGCUGACCGAAAGCUUUCAAGACCAGAAAAUGCGACUGAGCUUCAGGGAAAUUUGUUGAUAGCAACCGGUGAAGAAGCUCCCUCAACAGCAGCGGAAAAGUGUCUUUUUACUCAUGAGCAGCUUGAGAUGCUCCAGAAAUUAUUUUCCAAGAGUUCUGCUAAUGUGAUUGUUGCUCACAAAAGUAAGAAUUUUCAUAGUCUCAGUUUUACAGCUUGCUCAACAAGUGGAUAGACCUAAAUAGUUGAUUUCGGGGCAUCCGAUCAUAUGAUUAGUAAUGCUUUCUUAUUUCAAGAUUACAGACCGUGCACUGAGUGUUUUACAAUUAAAAGUGCUGAUGAGUCUAUCUCGAUAGUGGUUGGAAUCGGGUCUGUUAUUAUAUCACCAAAGAUGACUCUACGUUCUGUUCUCUUUAUACCUAAUUUGGACUGUAACUUGCUAUCAGUAAGUAAGCUAUCUGGGGAACUUAACUGUGUUGCUAAAUUUGGUUCAACAUUGUGUGAAUUUCAGGACUUGGACUCUGGGAAGACGAUUGGCAGUGUUAGGAUGAAAUCUGGUCUCUACCUACUUCAAGCUGCCCUUUCUAGUAGACAAACUCAAAAAAUAGUAUGUGCUAAUUCAGUUUCUACAAGUAGCCCUAGUAGUGAAAAUGAAAUUAUGUUAUGGCAUUUUCGCCUAGGAGAUCCAAAUGUCUUGUAUUUAAAAAGAAUCUUUCCUUCAUUAUUCACGAAUAAAAAUUUACUUUAAUUUCAAUCCGAAGUUUGCCAGUUCCCUAAACAUAUUUGAAGUUCAUUUCCUGGUAUAAAAUAUAAACCCUCAAAACCCUUUUCAUUAAUUCACAGUGAUGUCUGGGGUCCCUCCAGAAUCACUAACAUAUCCGUAAAUAAGUGGUUUGUAUUUUUUAUUGAUAACCAUAUUAUAAUCACUUGGGUGUUCCUUAUGAAAGAAAAAUAAGAAUUUAGUGUAAUUUUCAAAAAAUUCUGCACCAUGAUCAAAACCCAGUUCGUUACUACCAUACAAGUAUUGAGAUCCAAUAAUGCAUGUGAGUAUUUUGAGUCAACCCUUAAAAACUACCUUGCAGAAAAUGGGAUAAUUCACCAAAAUUAUUGUGCCUAUACUCCUCAACAAAACGGCAUAGCCGAGAAGAAAAACAGGCACAUCCUUGAAGUUGCUCGAUCCAUUAUGUUCACCUCACAUGUUCUAAAACAGUUUUGGGGGGAAGCCUUACUUACUGUCACCUAUUUAAUAAACAAAAUGUCUUACCGCAUACUACAGUUUCAAACACACUAUGAGCUUCUUUCACAGUUUUUUUCAAACUCUCACAUUUUAAAUUUUUUACCACUUGAAGUAUUUGGGUGUUCUGCCUAUAUUCAUGUUCAUUCUCAUCUACGAGGCAAACUUGAUCCUAGAGCUUUCAAGUGUAUUUUUGUUGGGUAUUCUUCCAAUCAAAAGGGAUACAAAUGUUUUUUCCUAGAUAUUAGUUGGUUUUGCAACACUGUGGAUGUAACAUUUUUCGAAAAUCAAUCAUUUUAUACCAAAAGUGAUAUUCAGGGGGAGAAAGUUACUCAGGAAUAUCACCUUUGGGAUGCCAUCAUAUCUUUACCUAUUCCAGUCCACUCAAGCCCUUCACAGAUACUAUUCACACAACAUGAGCCUAAACCAAAAUCUGUUGUAGGAACUAAGGACACAUUUCUUGCAGUAAAUGAGUUACGUAUCUACACUAGGAGGAACAAGGCUCAGAAAGGGAAACCACCAGAAGAGACCGAACUCUGUUAUGACUCAAUCUUGUUUCCAACUGUCCAGGCUUCACUAGGUAAUAAUGCUUCAAACCCUACUACUGAUGAUGAUCUGACUAUUGCAUUGAGAAAAAAUACCAGAUCUUGCACUAAUCAUCCUAUACAAGAUUAUGCGUCAUUUGACAAUUUGUUUUCAGAAUAUCAUGCAUUUGUGAGUAAACUAGAUAACUCUCCAUAACCGAAAACUGUUCAUGAAGCCCUUCAAAUACCAGAAUGGAGAGCAACUAUUCAAGAAGAGAUGAGAGCUCUUGAGAAGAAUGAGACAUGAGAGCUGAUUGAACUGCCCUCAGGAAAGCACUAGGUAGGAUGUAAAUGGGUUUUUACAACCAAAUAUAGUCCUGAUGGUAGUAUAAACAGAUACAAAGCUCGCCUUGUUGCAAAAGCAUUCACACAGUCAUAUGGAAUAGAUUAUCAAGAGACUUUUGCCCCUGUUGCCAAACAUAAUACGAUACGGAUACUGUUUUCUCUUGCAUCAAAUCUUGAUUGGCCCUUGUUUCAGGUAGAUGUGAAGAAUGCAUUUCUUAAUGGUGAUUUGGAAGAAGAAGUUUAUAUGGAUAUUCUGCCAGAAUUUGAAAUAUCUGAGAGCCCUCAUAAGGUGUACAGACUUAAGAAAUCACUCUAUGGACUCAUGCAAUCACCAAGAGCAUGGUUCGAGAGGUUCACAAGAGCAGUAAAGUAAGUUGGGUAUGAGCAGUGUCAGUCCGACCACACUCUUUUCAUCAAGCAUGGUGAUUCAAGUAAAAAGUUUAUUUUGAUUGUAUAUAUUGAUGACAUCAUUAUUACAAGAGAUCACUGUGAGGAGAUCCAGAGAUUAAAAGAAUAUCUGGCAAAAGAAUUUGAUAUCAAGGACCUUGGAGCACUCAAA